CUUCUUCUUCUUCUUCUGCUGCUGCUGCUUCUUUUUGCCUGACGUUCUUUUCAGAUUUAGAACCAUGCUCUCUGUUCAGCAAAGAAUCUUGAAUAUGAUUCAGUGUUUUCGAAAAGAAUGGCGCUUAUAUUCAGAUUCUGAAAGGACUACUGUAUGUGGUAUAGACUCCAUGCUGGUGGCUUUGCAGCUGUCAGUCGCAGAGGUCAAUAAAAAGCAUCAUGGAGAUUUUAAUGCCUCGCUCAGUGAAGUUGUGUUAUCGUGGAAUUACUUUUUACCAGACAAGCUUGGCAUAUUACAAAAAAAUGUGGAAGCUCCUGAAAACUACGUUGAUAUCAAAAGUGUGUAUACUAGUUUUUUAAAGUGCUGCAAUAUGCUGGAUCUUAUAGACAUAUAUAAAAAAUGGAGGGCACUGUCAAUGGAAAAUGAAUCUAUAUCUGCGGAACAACUGUUAGAAUUUAUUGCGGGAAAAGUGGAUUUAUCUAAUGAUAAUGAUUCCAACAGAAUGAGCCCGGAUAAUGAAGAGCUGCCAUUGAAAUUGAAGAAAAUUCUGUAUUCAUAUUUAAGUUUAUUAAUUAACUCCAAGAAUGACCUGGCCUUUGCUUUCAUUUUGAACAUCCCUGACAGAGGGCUUGGAAGAAAAGCUUUCACUGACUUAAAACAUGCUGCACAGAAGAAACAAAUGUCCAUAUUUCUGAUGGCAACCUCAUUUAUUCGAACCAUAGAGCUUGGAGGGAAAGGCUAUGCCCCUUCUCCAGAUGAUCCUUUGAGAGUUCAUAUGAAAGGUCUUGCACAGUUCAUUCACUUUAUGGAUAAACUGGAAGAAAUAAUUGGUGAAGUCCCAGAUCCAGGACUUGCAGGGGGUCUAAUUCUAUCAACAAUCAAGAUGCAUUUGUCAAAAGGCCGAAACAGCAAGGAUCCUUUCUGUCAAGCACUAGAGGAAGUUGUACAAGAUUUGGAUUUGAGGAUUAAAAAUAUUAAAAAUUUUCAGCAUGAGACUAUGGCUCCUAACAUCACUGGAAUCAGUCCAGCCAGGCCCAAAGUACAUUCUAUAAACCAUGGCACUGCAUAUUGUGGCAGAGAUACUGUGAAAUCUUUAUUGAUUCUUCUGGAUGAAGCAGCUGCCCAUCAACCACCCAGCAACAAAGCUCAACUGUUGUUUGGUGAAGAAUUUGGAUUCCCUUCCAUCAUCAUGCUAUUCAGGUCUCCAGUACAAUCCACUGGAUGUUCUCCAAAGCCACUGAGACAGCGGGUUCGAACAGCAGUGUAUGAAAAAGAUCUGAAGCUUAAGCAACCUUUAAUUAGAUCGCAGUUUGCUUGCACCUAUAAAGAUGAUCAGAUGACAGAGUCAAAGAGAAAGCACUUCAGCUCAUUUCAGGUCCCAAAGUUCAUACUUCCUGUACCAAAAAGAUUGGCAGCUUUGUUCCUUCAAGAUGAGUUGCCUGUAGACUCUCUACAUUCUAAUCUUAAAAGUGCUGCACUUGGAACAUGUUCUGGAAAUCUUCAUCAGAAUGGAAGUAAAAGUAAAGAAAUAGGAAAAGUAAGUGGUGAGCCAAAAAACAGGAGCGCAAAGAGGAAGCAGGUGGACAGGACUAGUGAAAACAUCAUAUUCACUAAUGACAAUGAACCACUUCAGCACUUACACAGUAAGAAACCAAAGACUGCAACAAAUUGCCAGAAUAGUUUGGACAGCAACAUAAAGAGAGAGAGGAAAUGCAACAAAACUUUAGCCAAAAAUAAACUGAUUACUGGUCAAUCAAAACUAACUCAGUUCUUUCGGUUGUAAAUGUUAUUACUGUAAAUAUUUCUGCACAUAUCCUGACUGCAAAUUCUGAAAGAAGGAAAAGACUACAACAUUAAUAUUCUCUUAUGAUUAUGAAUACUCAUGCAAAAAUUAUAUGUAUGCUGUAUUUAUACAAAUGAAUCAACAAGCUUUGCAGAAUUCUGAGUUUUAAUAAUGUGUAGGUGAUAAUGACAAAAAUAUUCAGGAUAUGUACGGACACAUAGGAAUACUUUAAACCACAGCUACGUCUUCAAUGAAUUGUCAAGAAAUUAUUUUAUUUCUUCCAAAUGAUGAAGUUCAGUAUUUUAAACUUGCAAACAAGGUCGAUAGACUCUUCCCAACAUGCACCUAAGCACUGAAGAAAAACAUUCAAGAAAUGAUGUUAAAUUACUGACAUAUUUGAAUAAAAUUAUUUAAUCACA
Messenger RNA from Sceloporus undulatus (fence lizard), 2202 nucleotides. It is a transcript of the gene PARPBP, whose product is annotated as PARP1 binding protein. The record is from RefSeq and is a predicted model, not a curated record. Gene Ontology annotation, biological process: negative regulation of double-strand break repair via homologous recombination. Lineage: Eukaryota; Metazoa; Chordata; Lepidosauria; Squamata; Phrynosomatidae. Gene Ontology annotation, cellular component: chromatin.